Linnemannia hyalina is the source of this 483-nucleotide messenger RNA. Lineage: Eukaryota; Fungi; Mortierellomycota; Mortierellomycetes; Mortierellales; Mortierellaceae. The record is from the annotation of a GenBank genome assembly.
AUGCGUUUGGAGAAGUGCUAUUUCUGCUCGUCGACCUGCUACCCCGGUCACGGCACCAUGUUCGUCCGCAACGACUCCAAGACCUUCCGCUUCUGCAGAUCAAAAUGCCACAAGAACUUCAAGAUGAAGCGCAACCCCCGUAAGGUCCGCUGGACCAAGGCCUUCCGCAAGUCUGCUGGCAAGGAGAUGACCAUCGACUCGACGUUCCAGUUCGAGAAGCGCCGCAACAUUCCAGUCAGAUACGACCGCGACUUGAUGGCGACGACGAUCAGGGCUUUGAAGAGAUCGCAGGAGAUCAAGGCCAAGCGCGAGCGUGUGUUUUACAAGAACAGGAUGUCGGGCAACAAGUUGCGCCAGAGGACCGAGAACCAGGCUCUUAUCCAGAAGCACAUCCAUCUGGUCGACACCCCCGCCAUCAAGAACCUGCCCCAGGUCCAGAAGGUUGCACAAAAGACCAAGCUCAUGGACGUCGACAUGUCCUAA